Lytechinus pictus (painted urchin) is the source of this 4397-nucleotide messenger RNA. RefSeq lists its product as uncharacterized. NCBI's taxonomy places the organism in Eukaryota, Metazoa, Echinodermata, Echinoidea, Temnopleuroida, Toxopneustidae. The transcript has 2 exons. The record is from RefSeq and is a predicted model, not a curated record. The coding region runs from base 256 to 1869 and encodes 537 amino acids.
CUGCCACGGCCAAUAAAUGUCUCAACACCUACUUAAAUCGUCUGUAGUUUUCCCUUUAUUUACUGGCGUGGUGGCUUACGGUGUGAUCAGAAUUCCGCGGCUAACUUUCGCUACCAGGAUCAAAGAAUCCGGAUUGCGGGAAAUCUUGCUCGAAAACUUGGGGACAGGCGCUCACCAGGACUAAAUUUGGUGUGAUAGUUUGGGUAGGCUUACAGAGUUGAGUAUUUAUAAAGCGUACGUAGUCCCAUAUAUAGUAUGUACUGUACUGCAAUGCGCGCCGCAUCGACGAAGCGAUGCACGGUCGUGGCGGGGCCCACCCGCGUCGGGCUUGCAUCUAUACAGAGAUGUGUAGCCGUCGCUGAGGCACCUCAGCGUAGGUGUCCUCCUGCUGUAGAGCAUGAGUCUAUCGUGACUCGUAGUAAAUCUAAGAAUGACACCCCAUUUUUCCCUGCCAGUGUCCGGGGAACCUCCGAACAGUUGACAGUGGAAUUGCAUAGUGGUUCUCCUUUGAAUUUGAUAAGUGAGUCUACUGCUGAUUUCUUUGGCCUUGAAGUUGUAAUCGAUUCGUUUGGUUACAGUGACUAUGUUGACCCCGAAGUGUCGUUUGCCUUACCAUCUGGCAUUGUCGGCAUUACAUCUUUUUCUCUUUUCCAUGAUGGAUGUGAGUUGUAUUAUGAUGGUUUCGUGGUUGAAGAUGGUGUGGUGAACUUUGACGUGAUGGCUGGGGCUCCAUUUAUGGAGAAGAAUGAUGUUUCCAUUCGACCUUCUAAACACCAAAUCAUGUUUGGGGACUACCAUACUUUUUCUUACAUGUCACCAUCUGAUCAAUUCCCCAAAUCUAGUCCCGCUAGUAUGAAUGAGUUAGAUGAGCUGGAUUGUGCAGUGGGUAUGAUAAUGCAAGGAUCUGAGAAUGAGUGCAAACACACUAAUCCUGGAGUUGACAGCGAGUGUAAACACACUCUCCCACUAAAUGAAUGUUCUCAAGUAUACAGAGAGAUCAUGGAUGUUGGGUGUAAUGUUCGGUUGAAUGAGACUGAAGCUGAGCAUCCACACAUUCACAAGUCCAAUGACAUUAAUAACAUACACAGUGAGGUCAUUGAUAUUGAGUGUAGUGUAGAGGUGAAUGAGACUGAAGCUGACCAUCCACACAUUCACAAGUCCAUUGACAAUAAUAACAUGCACAGUGAGAUCGGAUUGAUGACCAGUGUGGAGACUGAAAGUACACGUAUUAUGACUGAGUGUAAUGUUGGUAACACAGACUUGGGAUUUGCGUUGCCACAACGUGGGUCGAAGAUGGAUGGUGAGAUUCGUGAGACCUUGAGUGAAAGUGUUGAGAAAGUCACACAAUCCGAAAGCUGUAAGCCUGCUGUGAGUACUGAUAAUAAUAGCGGUGACCGUGCUAAGCCAUGCAUAAGCACAGUAGGUGAAGUUGGGACACAUUACAAUUGUCAAGUAAAACAUGAACAUGAUAUUAGUUGUGACAGUGACCUAUCGUGUGUAAAGGUUGUAGGUGAAAUUAGGCUACAUAACAACAAUCAGGUAAAGUACGAAUAUACACAAUUUGAUGGUGUUCCCAACACUGAGCCUAGCUCAUGUGUUUCUGAUACUGAGCCUAGCUCUGGUGUUCCUGAUACUGAGCCUAGCUCUGGUGUUCCUGAUACUGGGCCUAGCUCUGGCAUUCCUGAUACUGAGCUUAGCUCUGUUGUUCCCGAUACUGAGCCUAGCUCUGGUGUUCUUGAUACUGAGCCUAGCUCUGGUGUUCCCGGUACUGAGCAUAGCUCUGGCAUUCCCGGUAAUGAGCCUAGCUUUGGCAUUCCUGAUACUGAGCCUAGCUCUAAUACUAAGCCUUCCCAUAUAGUGUCUUGGUAAUGAGCCUUACGUUAGCUCUCUUGUGUCUUGUAGUGAACAUAGCUCUAGUGGUAGUAUGCUCUUGUUUCAUUGCUACUCAUCAUGUUUCGGAAGCUGAGCCUAGCCUUGCUGUUGCAGGUUAUGUACACAAUGCUGACUUCACUUCAAUAGUGCAUUGCGCCGGCAUACGAUCGUUUUCGCGUGACCUUUAUUCUCCUUUCGCUACAGUGGAGAACCGUAUUCGCGAAAUCCACGAUCUUCUUGAAAACCGAACCGCUGACUACCUGUCGGACGUAGAGUACAUCGAUGAGAGUACCCGUAGUACAGAUCGUUGUUAUUUCGGUUUCGUUCUUUGUACACGUGAUCAUGAUAUCGAUGAGAGUACCCGUAGUACAGAUCGUUGUCAUUUCGGUUUCGUUCUUUGUACACGUGAUCAUGAUAUGCCCAGGCAUGUACGUGGUGUCCGCAAGACAGAUCGUUUUCGGCAUUUCGGCUUUGUUCGUUAUACACGUGAUCUUGAUAUGCCCAGGCAUGUUUGUGAUGAGCCGUGUCACUGCACAGACGCUUACCUUGAUAUUGCGCUGUGUUCCUCUCUCAUCUCUCACCAUCACUUUACGAAUAUCUUUGAGGUGUUCUAUGUAUGCACAGCUCACAUGCCUUCUGUAGCUACUAUCAUCUGGUCACCCUACAUGGACUGUAUAGCUUUUAGUACAAUAGACAAGGAUUUGGCACCUUGCCUUAGUCCCGAGACGCAUACUCUUCUUCAGAAUCCUUCUGAUCGAUUGAUCUUGCCCGAUAUCCAUCAUGCUACGGAUUCUGAUGUAAUUUUCCUAAUAUCUUGCCUGUGUGCCUGCAUCAGUUCUGCUGACCAGUCCUCUGCAUAUGAUGUCAUGAUUAGUCUUCCCACCACACAGCUCUUUGAGGACAUGAAAGAGGUCAUCAGUAGCACACCCCUAUUCCAUUUUCAUGGUAGUUCUUCACACAUUGUAUUUCUGGUGGCCAACCCAGUCAGUUCCCCUGCAGUUGUUGAUCAGCCCUUGAGGAUCCAACCCCCCGUUGGAUCUUGGCCUAGAUGCGUUGGGACCGUCGAACACCAUGAUUGGCUUCUCUGGACUUGUGGACCUCGCCCACCGUCGCCCUUUUCUGAUCGAACUCGCAUGAUCCUCAAUUUCCAUGAUGGACCUCGCAUGAUUCCCUACCCCCCUGAUGGAACUCACUUUUCUGGUCCCAGUGUGGUUGUCAUGCGACCUUGGCCUUCUGGACUCUUUCAGGCUCAUACAGUGAUGUCAUCACACGCUACAACAGUUUCUGCUGCUUUCUGAUAACUGCCCUGUGUGCUUAAAGUUUCUGCGCGCUUCGGCAUUCACGGUGGCCCACACCCCCCCCCCCCAUGGUCAUAUCUGCAGGAGUGACAUUUAUGUUUAAAGAGUGUAUACAUUUUACCACUGUUGUUGUAUCACGUUUUUUUUAUUAUUCAUUUCCUAUAUUGUUACUCAUGUUUUGCUUUGUGAUACAUGUAUGAUUUGGCCCCUUUUUUAUCUACAGAUUUAUACAAGUAUUAGGUUGCAGUUGGUUUUCAAUUUUUAUGGUUUUACCAGAACACAAAUAUAAAUGUGUUACUACACAGAUUGGGUGCGGAACAUUGGUUACGUUUUGUAUUAAUGCAUGCUAUAGUUUUUGUUUAGUUUUUGAGUGAUAUUUUUUAUGUCAUGUGUGCAUACAUUUCGGCCGUUUCAGAUUGUUAGUAGUGUACUGACCAAAUUUGGAAACAUGCCUUAUUUUCUGAGUUUUUUAUGUCCAGUAGUAACUACACAUGACUUAUCUCAUUUGUUCACAUUUUUUAAGAAUUUGUUUAUAUGGUAGUGAUUAAAGAGUGCUCUUGUGGUAUUAUUUAUACCUUUGCUUUGUUGGAUAGAAGUGGCAUGUAGGCAUGCUGUUGUACAUUAUGUACAUACUUUGACCGGACAGUGAAUUUUAUUUUAUCGUUCUAAGCAUGUUGCAUUUUACUUGUAAAGUAAGCAAGGGUAAUUGGGAUUAGUGCAUUGUUGUAAUAUAUUUUGAGGUUUGCUAUCAACGACUCGUAUAGCGGAAUUGUUACAUGUUCUUCAUCCAUGCUCUACGUAUAUGGCUAUUAUUUGAGGUCUGUUAUUAAUGACUUGUAUAGUGGAAUGCUUUAUGUCCUUCAUACAUGCUUUACUUAUAUAUUGCCUAUUAUUGGAGGUGUGGAUUUGAUCCUUAUCAUUUGCACAUUCAUAUUUAGAUUGAAAUAAUUAUGGCCAGUUUUGGUGUACCAAUUGUUUAGUUGUUUACGUAUGUUACCCUGUUACUCAAAUAUUUUUGUUGGUGUUCAUGCGUUUACAAAUAAAGGAUUUCUGUGAUACAGUCAAAUUGAAUAUGCUUGGUUUUGGAUCUGUUAAAGAAAAAGAGAGAAAUGAAAGAAACAUAAUCACGCCAGUAUGAUUUACUGUUUAAUUGUGCCACCACAAGUGGCUUACCAUACAUGUAUGCGAUGACUCUGCCACGGCCAAUAAAUGUCUCAACACCUACUU